UAACAAAUGGGGAAUGCAUUUUGGAGCAGCAGCGUUGUGAUGGAUUUAUUCAUUGCUCGGACGGUUCAGAUGAGAGAGACUGUCCAAUGGUCCGACCCGGAGAAAUCAAUCUCAGAGUUUAUCCAACAGAGCAAACAAUAAAGGAAGGUCGUGAAGUCGUCUUCCAGUGCCGUGAUGAAGGAACUCUGCGUGCCCGAGUUGCCUGGAGAAGAGGGAACGGAUUGGGUCUCCCAUACGGUACUAGAGAUGUUAACGGAAGAUUGGAGAUGCCAAAUAUCAAGAUGAUGGAUACCGGAACCUACGUCUGCUACGCUCUAGAGUACUCAGCAGAGCUCUCCGUUUACCUCAGGGUAGAGCAAGCUGUGAUUCCCACUACGCGUCCCCCCACAUCAUGUCAGCUGUAUCAGGCGACUUGUAACAAUGGAGACUGCAUUGAUAGAUCUCAGGUUUGCAAUGGAGUUAUUGAUUGUGCUGACGGUUCUGAUGAAUCUGGCUGCAGAGCCUCUAACGAGUGUGAACCUAACGAGUAUCAGUGUGAGAAUAAGAAAUGUGUUCUGAAAACCUGGAGAUGUGAUGGUGAUGAUGAUUGCGGAGAUGGGACGGAUGAGCAGAACUGUCAGGAGACUGAUCCGUCCAACCCUUGCAGGUUCUACGAAUGUUCUGUUUAGGUUCUACGAAUGUUC
Molecule: messenger RNA, 683 nt
Organism: Eurytemora carolleeae
Lineage: Eukaryota; Metazoa; Arthropoda; Copepoda; Calanoida; Temoridae
Product: basement membrane proteoglycan
Exons: 7
Coding region: 87-668 (193 amino acids)
Cellular component (GO): plasma membrane
Molecular function (GO): protein binding
Source: RefSeq, a predicted model, not a curated record